GCGGCCGGCGGGGGGCCGGGCGGCGGCGGGCCGGGCCGCGCCGGCGGGGCCGCGCCGCGCCAUGGCCCAGCAGCAGAUGAGCAGCUCGCAGAAGGCGCUGAUGCUGGAGCUGAAGUCGCUGCAGGAGGAGCCGGUGGAGGGUUUCCGCAUCACGCUGGUCGACGAGUCCGACCUCUACAACUGGGAGGUGGCGAUCUUCGGGCCCCCCAACACCCUCUACGAGGGCGGAUACUUCAAGGCUCACAUUAAAUUUCCUAUUGACUAUCCAUAUUCACCACCUACCUUCAGAUUCCUGACCAAAAUGUGGCAUCCCAACAUUUAUGAGAAUGGAGAUGUAUGUAUUUCAAUUCUUCACCCACCUGUAGAUGACCCACAAAGUGGAGAGCUGCCAUCUGAGAGGUGGAACCCUACCCAAAAUGUCAGGACUAUCUUACUGAGUGUAAUCUCUUUGCUUAAUGAGCCCAACACAUUCUCUCCUGCCAAUGUGGAUGCAUCAGUCAUGUUCAGGAAAUGGAGGGACAGUAAAGGAAAAGACAAGGAGUAUGCUGAAAUCAUUAGGAAACAGGUUUUGGCUACUAAAGCUGAGGCAGAGAAGGAUGGCGUGAAGGUCCCCACUACGCUGGCAGAGUACUGCAUCAAAACUAAAGUGCCUUCCAAUGACAACAGUUCAGAUUUGCUUUACGACGACUUGUAUGAUGACGACAUUGACGACGAAGACGAGGAGGAGGAAGAUGCCGACUGUUACGAUGACGACGAUUCUGGCAACGAGGAGUCGUGACCUGCUCCCUCUAUGCCCCUGUACUGCCCUGCCGACUCAGGCCAGAAGGGAGCAGCGGUAACCUAGCAGCAGUCCAGCAAAAAAGUGUGGGGGGGGGAUCAACAAACUUUUGUCUCCUGCUGUCUCCUGUUGUAUGGAUCUGUUUGCUCCUUUUUUAUGGACCUCUUAGAGACCCUCCACAGAAUGUCUGAAUUCUUGCAUUCUUAACCCUUUCAUCACUGUAUUAUGAUUUCUUUUUAAAAAAGAAACUCCCCUUUUCACUUCUCUACGAAACGCUCACAGCGAAACAGGUUUGCUCGCGUUUAGAUUUUUGAAUUAAAUACAGUCUUGCAUUGAGAUGUUUAAUGUAUUUAAAGCUGGAACAAACCCAUUGGAAGCUGGGUUUUUGGGAGCUCAAGUGCUGCAUUUACUGGGAAGAAAAAAAUCCACACAAAGCAAAUUGCCAAGGUUUAGCUGCUCCAUUUACAAUAAUAGCGUGUGUACAUUCGUUUAGCCUUGUGGUGGUGGCUUUUCCUUUUUAAGGUGUGGGGCGGAGAGUGUAAAGCUACUGUGUGUUGAGCUUGAUGGGAUGUUACUGAAAGGUACAGUAUUCCUUUUCAGCCUGCUCAAGUUAGGAAAUAGCUGGCCCUGGGAGCCUCAGAGGGCACAAUCAGCUUUGUCUCUGAAAAAGGCUUGUGAUAUGAACCCUAAAAUAAACACUUAACACUUCACGUCUGUACAACUGAGCCCUGGGUUGCUAUUUAUUUUUUUUCUUCAGACUAGGUUGGGGUUGGAAAAAGUCCUGUUCAGUUUUAUAGUGCUGCUGAUAUCCGCUGCCAGCUGCCCCCCUCCGAAGGGUGGAGACAGAUGUGCUUCCUGCGGCCACGUGGGCCUCCCCAGGGGCCCAGGGGCAACAGUAGGCUGUUUUGGCCAGUGUUCAUCCUGACCUUGUCUUUGGAAGUGGGAGAGGCUGAUAGGGGCUCUAGCCUCCUGCCCUGGUGCUCGCUAGCAGCCCUUGCUUCCUGCAGCUCAAAUCCAGUGCUCUCCUGAGCCUUUUCUGUUGUGCACGUAGGUCAUGAGGUGGCAAACGCAGUCCUGCUCUGGCUGUGCUGCCUGUGGGCUCUGGGAGGCAGGCAGGAGUUGAAGCUCUUUUCAACAGUGCCUGCCCCAGAGCCAGGGCCAGGCUGCUCUCCCUAUUGCAGGCGCUUUGGUCAGACUGCGGCCGUGUUGGUGGCAUGGGGCAGUGAGGUGUGUGCUGGGUGCUCCUGCUGCGUGCAGGCUGGGGUGCUGGGCAAGGCGGUCCUGCACCCCCACAGGCGAAAAGGGGUAUGGAGAUCGAAGGCUGGAAGAGGCCAGUGGUAGGGGUUGACAGGCUAUUUAGCAGUGUGCUUCAGCCAGUGCACUGAGCUUGGCCUCCUGCAUGUCCCUGGGAGCUCUUAGCAAAUCUUAGUCCCCCUUCCCUCUCAGGGAAUGGGGAUCCUGCAUGCUCUUUUCUGCAGAACCUGAUUACCCAGUCCCUCAGCACCCUAAACCCUUUGCAAUGUGUUCAUUUGGCUGCAGUGCAGGGGCCUGAAUUCACCUUUAGGAUGAUACCUUGUUCAGCAGCCAGUCCUGCCUUUGUGCGCUGAGCCCCGGCACUUCCAGGAACUCCUCACUGAAUGAGUGAGAGCCUGUGUGCUGUCCCUGCUUGGGUGAGCCCCUCCACUCCCACAGGUACAGAGCAAGUGACCCUGGAAAGAACUGCUGGCUCAAGCAUUUGCUUACGCCUCCCUCCUUAUCUCAGGGUUUUCAAUGGUACGUCACCAGCUGUGGUCCCUGAAGUGGUGCUUUGGUGGGAGCAAACUUUGCGUGAUGGGGUCUCCUGGUUGCUCUCGGCGUGGUGGUUCUGUCUGUUGGCCUGCAGACAUGUCCCUGGGGCGGUGAGCAGGUUGUGAGUGUGCAAGCCCUGCCCUCAGGGUAAGGAGGGGACAGCAGACCCCUGGGGAGCUUGGGGGGGGGGGGGGCAGCGCGUUUUGUAAUGUUCAGAUCCAUUUGCUGAAGUGAGGCAGAUGUUUGCAAUGUUACUGGGGCUGGGACUUGCUGCAGCAGAAACAGUUGCUGGCUGAAGUGCUGUGGCUGCCUUGUGGGGGGGGGGGGGGGGCGGGGCCUGCUCCUUCUUAACCCCACAGCAUGCCUGUAAAAUACAUCCUGCUGUACCAUGUGGCAUAAAGGCAGCUGAAGUGCUGGUGUCUUGUCCCUUAGUGCUCCCUGAGGGGGUCUGUGCUCCUGCUUGCAUGUUACUUUUGGAGAUAGCUGGACCGCUCCUGAACUGUCUGGCAUGUGUGGCUUUGCUUGUCCUCCUUAUCUGUCCAGGAAGGAGUGACUUGGUCUCUAGCACUUUUUCAGAGCCAGCAGCUGGGGCUCAUGUGUAUCUAGCAACUCCUGUGUGGGGCCAGCGAGGGCCCUGCGAGGCCAGCGGCUCCAAUCCAGCCCCACAUCGGGAGUGCCAGCUUCAGCAAGCAGGGAUGUAGGGGAUGCGAUCGGAGGGCAAGACCCAGGCCUGUCCCUGGGACUCGUUGCUGCAGGGCUGGUCUUAGGACAGUAACUCCUGCCUCUUGGGCAGCUUGCGUCUUGCAGGGAGACCAAUCUACAGCUUUUUGCGGUUGGGGGGGGGGGGGGGGUGGAGGGGAGGGAAUGAGCAGAGUAUUGCAACACUGACUGUGCUGAUGACUUGGUUUGAAAUGAGGAUACUGCAUCUUUCAGAAUUUACCUUGUACUUUUGACCGUCUUCACUGUAUACUCUCCAGUGACUUGUAUUUCCAAGCUUGGUGUUGUAAGAUGCAUUAUCAUGACUCUUCUGUUACCCUUUUCUUUCUUUUCUUUUUUUUUUUUCUUCUUUUCUUUUUUUUAAGGCAAAAAGGAAAAAAAAAAAGCAUACCCAUCCCCUAUUUUGAGAGCUCCUACAUUAACCAGACUAAUUUCUCUUCCCCACUGUCCCUUGCAGCAUCAUUGCUUGUUGACUUGCUGGUUUCCUUUUUUUUGAGAAACAAACUGAAGUAUGAAUUUUUUGAAGCUUAAUAUUUAAGAGAUUUGAGGAAAAAUGUUUACCUGGUCUGUGUAUUCUGGUUUUCUUAUCCCCUUUCUCAACCAAGAUUAGCGUUUACAUUUGCAACUACACCCCCAUUCAAAUGCAGUUUUCAACCAUUCUGAAACCAGCAGGGUACACUAGAUUUCUUAGUAGUUUUCUUAGCUGAAAUCCCAGAUGUUUUUUGUUUUUGGUUUUUUUUUUCCCUUCAGUAUAAUUUACCAGAAAGAAUUAACUGAUGCAUUUUUUUGUGUUGUCUUCCCCUUCAGUAGUUAUAUUUUGUCUUUUCUGCACAUCUGUCUACUAAUAAAAAUGUGAAAUUAAAAUAGCCCUGUAUUGUUA
Dromaius novaehollandiae (emu) is the source of this 4163-nucleotide messenger RNA. RefSeq names its product ubiquitin-conjugating enzyme E2 R2. Gene Ontology annotation, molecular function: ubiquitin conjugating enzyme activity. The coding region runs from base 62 to 778 and encodes 238 amino acids. Gene Ontology annotation, biological process: protein polyubiquitination; ubiquitin-dependent protein catabolic process. The record is from RefSeq and is a predicted model, not a curated record. The transcript is spliced from 5 exons. NCBI's taxonomy places the organism in Eukaryota, Metazoa, Chordata, Aves, Casuariiformes, Dromaiidae.